CUAGGCGGGCACGCUUCUCAGUCCUCAAAGGCAUCCUGGGGAGAGGCAGUUACAACACAGAGCCAGGAGUUCGGCGGUGCUGACGGCAGGCUGGGGGUAUGACAAGGUGCCCUUCAGAGAGGGAGAGUACGGGAGGCUGCCAAAGAAUGUUGAGGAUCAGUGCUACAGGGACACUUCAGACUAUUCAUCUAGUCCCACUAAUGGCUCCAACUCCUGCGGAUUAGAGGUCUCCUUUUUUUAGUUAACAUCUUGAGUGCUGGCCUGGGAAAAGUUACAGUAUAGAAGGAAGUGUGGUACAGCAUGGCAACCCAGACCUUCCUGCAGGAGAUGCAUUCGAUGGGCCAGAAGUUCCUCCUGAAGUUACGGCAGCUGCCUCAGGCCGAGCCUAUUGAGAUUGUAGCCUUCUCUGUCAUCCUAUUCUUCAUUGCUACUGUGCUGCUGCUAUUGGCAAUAGCCUGCAGCUGCUGCUGUACUCAAUGCUGCUGCCCUGACCAGAGAAGCCGGAAGGUUCAGGUCCGGCCCAUGACACCAUCAUGAGAGACAGGGUGAGGACAGAAGGAAAGCCAGAAAGGAGGCUGCCAAAUCCUGCCAAGAGAUUCCAGCCAUGGCCCUGCAGCCCACAGCAUUCAAGACAGGGUGCAGAAAGAGAGAUCUGUUUUUCUGGGAGAACCUGGAACAGGCUGGACUGUGGCCACAUAGGUAACUGGCCCUAGUUCUGGCUCUGAGACUGGGAACUGAGGCUUGACAUGAAAAGUGAGAAGCCAGGAAGCUCAGAUGAACCUUUUGGUGAACAAGAGAUGCCAAAGAUAAACCAACCGUGCCAGAGACUAUGGACAAACUGUUUUUAUUCCUUUCUUGGUCUGUGCCUUACCAUAAAAAAAGGGAAGUAGGCCUGUUCCCAGGCCCCUGAGAAGGGCCAUCUCAUUCUUAGCCAGCUGCCAUGAGAGGACUAAAUUAAUCUAUGCCAAAGAAGUAGCCAGACUGUAUGAUAAUUAGUAUGCCCCAAAACCCAUGUAAAUGAGAAAAUGCAAUGAACCUUUAUUCCAGAAUGUGCUUUUUUCUUUCCAAGUAAAAGUGCCAUUAAGGUACCAGUUA
This is a messenger RNA of Phascolarctos cinereus (koala), 1095 nucleotides long. It is a transcript of the gene SMIM5, whose product is annotated as small integral membrane protein 5. The record is from RefSeq and is a predicted model, not a curated record. NCBI's taxonomy places the organism in Eukaryota, Metazoa, Chordata, Mammalia, Diprotodontia, Phascolarctidae.